AAACAUAAAGGAGCAGAGAGAGAGACACACAGCCUACCUCCAUCCUUUUUCUCUCUCUCACUCCAUCCUGUAGCAUCCCAGCAUCAAACAUUCCCUCCGAUCUGACAGUGAAUCACAAACAACAUAAAAGAUUGAACGGGAAAAAACCCAGAAGAGUCUCUGCAGCCCACGACGUCCCGCAGGAACUACAUAACCCAGAAUUCAACUCUGCUCUGACUUGGGUUUUGAGGCUCUAGCUUAAAAACAAACUCUUUGAAUGCUGUUUCAAAGUUCCAGAAAAUAUCCCUGCUAUGCUUUUCUGAGCUACAUGGCUAAAUAUAACCCAGCCGAUUACAAGCGGAAGGAUAUUCCAGACAUCUGAGUGAUUUGGCAUUUCACCAUGACAAGGACUGUGGGGCCUCAAAAACGUCUUUCAUGAAAAACAAAAGUAUGUGAAAGAACACAGUUUGCAAUCACACAUUUGAUCCCCUUUCUUUUUGUCUCCUCUGCUUCAUCCUUGCUGCGGAACCUAGGAGGAUGGAUGUGGCUUACAAAUCUUUGGGUGUGGAAGCCAUUAAACAGUCUAAUUAAAUCAGUAAGUGGUCCACUAGAGAGACCCUCAACUCCCUAUUGGCCCAGUUCCUCAGAAAUAUAAACAAGGCCUCUCCUCUGAUUGGGUACCUGAGGGAACUGGAAAAAAAAGAAAGGGAAAAAGGGUGGACAGUCCGCUCAGGCGCCAUCCGACUGGUAAGGGCGGUGAGGGCCGUGCCGUCGUGGGCCGAGAUUUCGGAGGGGGUCUUGGGAGUGCGAUGCGGAUUGGAGGAUGUCGGGGGACUGGGAUGAAGACAUGUGCAAGAAGGCGCUGGUGCUGGUGGAGGAGCUGUGCUUUCGCUCCGGAGGAUACAGCCAGAGUGCCAGCUGCCAGGAGUUCAGCUACAUGAUGAGAGGACGCAACAGCCAGAUAGACUCAGAGAUCUCCGUCAGUCUUCUGUCCGUUAUUGUGACAUUUUGUGGAAUCGUCCUUCUCUCCGUCUCUCUCUUCGUCUCCUGGAAGCUCUGCUGGUUGCCAUGGCGAGAUAAAGAGGGUGGAGGUCUGAGUCUGACGGCAGGGCUCCUCCCUGGAGGAGCGGGGCUGACCGGGCUUGGAGGGGGUGGACCCUCCUCCCUCCUGCCCCCACUGCUGCAGAGAAAGGACACGCACUCAUCCUCCUCUCUGUAUCCCUCACUCGCUCAGCCUGGCCAGCACCAACCCCACUUCUCUGACCUGAUGGGAGUGGAGGGGGGUGGAGGGCUGGUGGUGGGGGGAGUGGUGGGUGGUCCUCAGGAGACACAAGAACAUUCCUACCUGGACAUGGACUCAUACCCCAACAACGCAGGGACUCUUAAGCUCAGCCAAACCUCUCCAGAAAUGCCAUCGGCGCCAGACGGAGGUUCUGCUGCUAAAGAGAUGGCCAAUGCCCACUCUCAGCAGACCACCACCAGGCCGAAGCCCAUGACUCAUCAGCUCUCCAGUCCAGAUUUCCAUGGCGAGGAGAAGAGUGAGCAGGUGACCAGUAUUGGGCAGAUCAAACCAGAGCUGUACAGACUGCGGCAGGGUGAACAGGGUGAUGGCAAACAGGGCGACACCUGUGGCAAAAUCAGCUUCCUCCUGCGCUAUGCCUUCAACACGGAGCAGCUGGUGGUCAAAAUCUUGAAAGCUCUGGACCUGCCGGCCAAAGACGCCAACGGUUUCUCUGACCCUUACGUCAAAAUCUACCUGCUGCCUGACAGGAAGAAGAAAUUUCAGACCAAGGUCCAUAGGAAGACUCUGAAUCCUGUGUUUAAUGAGACGUUUCAGUUUGGGGUGCCUCUGGCUGAGCUGCACUCUCGGAAGCUUCACUUCUCCAUCUACGACUUCGACCGCUUCUCCAGACACGACCUCAUCGGCCAGGUGGUGGUGGACAACCUGCUGGACUUCAGCGAGGGCACCGGAGACAAACCCAUCUGGAGGGACAUUGUGGAGGGAACAGCGGAGAAAGCUGAUCUGGGGGAGCUGAAUUUCUCACUGUGCUACUUGCCAACAGCUGGCCGACUGACGGUCACUAUCAUCAAGGCCACAAACCUCAAAGCCAUGGACCUGACCGGCUUCUCAGACCCGUAUGUGAAGGCGUCUCUGGUCUGCGAGGGCCGCAGGCUGAAGAAGAGGAAAACUUCCAUUAAGAAGAACACGCUGAACCCCACCUACAACGAAGCUCUGGUCUUCGACAUCCCCAAUGAGAACAUCGAGAGUGUGUCUCUGAUAAUCGCCGUCAUGGACUAUGACUGUAUCGGUCAUAAUGAGGUCAUUGGGAUGUGUCGUGUGGGCAGUGAUGCUGAAGGACCAGGCAGAGAGCACUGGACAGCCAUGCUGGCCAAUCCACGCAAACCCAUCGAGCACUGGCACCAACUGGUGGAGGAGAAAUCCAUCAGCACAUUCUCAAAGAGCGCCACAGCCUCACCCAAACCACACAUCGUGGUGGACAGUCCACACUCUGAGUAGAGAUGUCAGCAUUAUGUUUCUAGCUCCAGACCUUCAUUCUUUCUUCUCAUCUGUGAAUAAAUCUCUCCAUCAAAGAAGGAAGCAGAGAAAGGAAGACACUGACUUAACAUUAACUACAGACCACAGAUAUAGAGAAAACACAGAGUAGAAUAGACCCAACACAGAACACACACAUGCAUACACGUACACGACCCUCAUCGGAGGGCAUGGUUGCUGGUUGCUGGUUGCUAUGUGCUACAGGUAGAGACAUUAAAAAUAUAUAUUGGUUUAUUCAGGGGAAAAUAUGAUGCACAUUCCCAAUCGAAAAAUCUAAAAAGAAAAAGAAAAAAAAAAAAAAAACAACGGAAAACAUAGAAUAUCUUUAUUUAGUUAUUGAAAA
Messenger RNA from Pygocentrus nattereri (red-bellied piranha), 2876 nucleotides. It is a transcript of the gene syt3, whose product is annotated as synaptotagmin III. Bases 803 to 2497 code for a protein of 564 amino acids. Gene Ontology annotation, biological process: regulation of calcium ion-dependent exocytosis; calcium-ion regulated exocytosis; cellular response to calcium ion. Gene Ontology annotation, molecular function: phosphatidylserine binding; calcium ion binding; clathrin binding. Lineage: Eukaryota; Metazoa; Chordata; Actinopteri; Characiformes; Serrasalmidae. Gene Ontology annotation, cellular component: membrane. The transcript is spliced from 12 exons. The record is from RefSeq and is a predicted model, not a curated record.